UGGCAUUGGUAAGAGCAAUAAGAAACUGAGUCUCGUGUUAUACCAUUUUUAGCAGCUCCGGCAUAUACGUUAUUUACAUUUUUUAAGCUGUGGAUUUUGAAUCGAUACUUGUGAAAAAUAACAAUAUAUACUUCUGGCUCUAAGAGCGGCCAAUUUAACAUGCUAGACUGAUUUUAAACCACCUUGUCCUAACUUUUUUCCACUCCAAUCGAUUUUUCUGACGCUACCUUUAUUCUUUUCAUCCUUACCUGGAUUAUCGGAAAAAACAAAGCAUUCUACUAAAUCGACAUUUCCAAUUCGGAGCAAGGAAGAGAUUAAUUUUCUAACUUCGUGUUUUUGUAUUGAUAAUUUAUCAAAAAAAGAAAACAGCACAAUCUAUCUUAUUUUCACAACUUUUAGUCUUUAUUGCUGCUCUAAAAACGGUACAUUAGCAUAUUGAUGAUGCGAAUGUUCUGAAUUAUAAUUAGUAUUCGUUAACUCUUUCUUGAAAUAUUCAUUUCAUGAUCGUCCCCGCGAAUUCAAAAAAGUAGAAAUUUACAAUUCAUUCAUUAGUGAACUUAGUGAUAACAGAAGACUCUUUUUCCCAUUCUUAAUUUUCAAAAGCUAAUACUUUUAGCCCGUUUUCAGUUCUAAACCCACUUUCAUAAAUAUUUUGGUUCUGUUAUCUUUCUCUCUUUACGGAAAAUAUUUACAAAACAGGCGAGGGCUUUACUGAUUUCUGAGAAAGUGCAAUUAUUUGUAAGAUUUCUCCCAUUCUAGAAGUUUGAAGUCUCUCGAAAGGAGUCAAAAUGUAGUCUUACAUUUAGCGUGGAUUGGAACCGGGCAAAUUGUAAACAUAACUUCUCAAAAUUUAGCCUCAAACUUAUAACAAGUUAAUACUUAUAACUUGAGUUUAUUUACCUAAGCUUCCCCGGUUCCGUGUAUUGCCUUGCGGCGUCAAGCGGGCAAAACUUAACCGGCUGAACGAAAAAUGCCCACAUUUGAACAAAACUCCUUUCAACUCCUGCACUUACUCUGCUCAACCGAACCAAAUAUCUGCUAAAGCUUGCUUGCAAUAAAUCUUGGACCGAAAUCGAACCUCAAAUAAAAGGCUCAAAAGCACGAAUAAAGGAAUCUAUUCUCGGGCUUAUUACUUUUUCCCCGCGUUCCUUUAUUUGUAUAUAUAGCUCCCCCUUUCACCUUUUAACCUCAUCCUUAAGCCCGUCAAUUCCACUAAAAAUCCACCACAUACAUCAAUUAUAACUUCACAAAUCAAGAAGAACUCGCUUGACAGUUCGACCAUUUUUGAUUAUUUUUAAAAAAUUCAUCAUAAAAUUCCGCAAGUGUCCUAAUAUUGUUUUAGUUUAAUUAACAUCCUUCCGCGAAUGAUCAUAAUCCGUAUAUAUCCACGAAGAACAUCCGGAUAUGGUGCCGGAAAAACGUCAAGCCACGUCAACAAUCGCUGGUACUACUUCCCGUUUUCAGUUACAGAUUUUAAGCCCACAGUGAUGUGGGAUCAACUAAACAGUCGCUAAUAAUGCAGGGUUAUCACAAACCAGGUCAACAGAGUUCAAACUGGGGUCAACCCCCUCCCCAAAACCCCCAUAUCCAACCGCAAUACCACACGCAACACUCCGCUGUCUCCGGAACAGCCGCACGAGGUGUUGCCGGAAACAAUGCACAGCAUCACCAACCACCUGUGAUGACUCAUCAUAACUCGUGGCCUUCGGGAUAUCCGACUAGUAGUUGUCAAAACCAACUCCCGAGCUACGCCUAUAACUCGGUAGUCUCGAAUGACCUAGGAAUGCAUCAUCUGCAACUAACAGUGCCUGGUUCUAGUCAAUAUCAUCACCAUCAUCAGCAGCAGUCGCAGUACCAUCCGCAAACGAGUCAUGUUUUGGAAGCUCAGGCCUCGCCCUAUGUCGACCCGAGUGCUGAGCAAGCAUACGACGCAGUUCACGCGAACUACCUGGCGCAGAUCGCUCAAGCUAACCAACUCGAGAUCCUCCUCGCUGCGGAGGCACAAUGUCAGCAUCAAGUUGCUGUCGCCGCGAUGCAAGCUCAUCAGAGACAGCUCACGCAUCUUUCGAACCAACACAUGAACGUCGGCAUAUCACCCUCCGGAACGCCAAUUGGAGUCCCUACAAUUCCUGCAACGUCUUUGGAAGACAUUUACUGUUCGAGCACAAGCGAGGCAAGUGGCCCGACUUCCAACGGUAUCUCGGGUCGCAUCCGAAACCCGAAUGGAAGUACUUUGUCCUUGAACAAUGAUUCAGAUUGUGUUUCUAACACGUCGACGAAUACGACAACUGGUGGCGCCGGCAGCACGAGUACGUCUGCAGCGGGGCGUCCAGUGGCUGUGAAGAAAUACGAAGUGAUCAGACCACUAGGGGUGGGAACGUACGGGAAGGUGAAACUGACAAAGGACGUGAACACGAAACAGUUGUUUGCGGUGAAGACGAUCAACCUGCGCAAGCUGCUGUCGUGUGACUCGGACGAGCUGGCCGGCAUCAAGCGGGAGAUCGAAAUCAUGAGCAGUCUACACCACCCGAACAUCAUACAUAUCAGAGAAGUCUUGGAGAACCAGGAGGCCAUCAUCAUUGUGAUGGAGUGUGCGGUGGGGGGAGAAUUGUUCCAACACCUGCACAGGGUGAAGCUGCUGUCGGAGAGCGAGGCACGUAGACUGUUCCGACAGACCGUAUCCGCUAUAUUCUACUGUCACUCCAAAUUGAUUGCACACCGUGAUUUGAAGCUGGAAAACAUACUUUUGGACGAACAUAUCAAUGUCAAAAUUGCUGAUUUCGGGCUGAGCAGUCCUUUCACCUUCGACGGCUACCUGACCACUUUCUGUGGGAGUCCCCUCUACGCAGCCCCAGAGAUAGUCACUGGCACACCUUACCACGGACCAGAGAUUGACUGCUGGAGCCUGGGAGUAAUUCUCUACAUUCUGGUGUAUGGCAAGAUGCCAUUCGAAGCCCCUGAUGGGACAAACUACCUGGCCGAGCUAUGUCGCAAAAUCAUCAAGGCCGAGUACCCCGAGCCACCCGAACCCUCCACUGCGCGUGACCUGAUUGGAAUCAUGCUUCGACCCAAUCCAGCUCAGAGAGGUACAAUUCAAGACAUAGCUCACCACUGGUGGAUGAAUGUGAGCUACAACCUACCAGUGACACACCUACCAGAAAACAGUCCAGCUAACAUACUAAGCGGAGCCUACACCACCAACAACAACAACACAGUCUCCUCGUCAUCUUCAUCAUCAUCAAACCAGAACAUUGUGACGUCUGCAGGCGGAGCUGUGAGUCAAUUGCCGGCCAAGUCAAAUGGAAUUAAGACGCAGUCAAUGUUUACACGGCCAAGGGGAGACGCCGCAGACCGACGAGGCUCUUACAAACGCCGGGCAAGUCAGAAAUCAACUUCAGUAUCAUCCUAUACUCAAAUUUUCCCGAACCUUGUCAGUAUUUACAAGGCCGAAACUAUCGACUUCUCGGAACAAGUUUCCAUAUUAGGAAAUGCGCUUCCACGUCUCGAGAACUCGUUGCGAGUGAUGGAACCCGACUCUGAUAUCGUGAACAAGCGAGGAAUAGUGAAGCGAAGGACAAAGCACAAAUAUGAAGGCAAUGAUUCGGGAUGCGUUUUGGAAGAGGAAGAAGAACCGAAUGCGUCAAUGUAUCCAAGGUCAAACUUGCUGCAAACAACGCAACCGGUGGAUAUGUGCAUGGCGCCGAGGAGUGACGGGUCAUCGUUGAGGAACUCAAACCACGGCAUGGGUUCUGGAACCCCAACGUCAGCAAGUUUGAGUUCCGGUACUUCUCAGAGACGCCAACCUAGAGGGAUUAGGAACGUGACGAUGUCAUCAUCUGCAAUAAAAAACAGUGCCAUGGAAACUUCGUCGUUACCGGGAUGCAAAACAGGGGUUUCAGGAUCUUCCAGAAGAUCCACAUGCGCUGCUGCAUUGACAACAUCGAGUAGGUCAGAAAGAGAAAGACGGGGAUCUUUUUCGAGUGUAAUGUCAGCUUUGGACAGCAAGCAGUACAAUUCUUCUGGCCAUAGCUUAAUACAUAGUGGUGCUAGUUCAAUAUCGAGUCAGAGAUCGGUUUCAUCUUCAAGACGAAGUUCGUUUUCGAGACAGAAAACAGUGCCUCCGGGUUAUACCGGAAUCUCAAACAUAACAAACUCAAAUAACAACCAAUAUCAAUUAAGUAAUGAUGUCGCACUAUCAACAAUUGCAACGUUACGACGCAGGUCGAGUUUGUACAAUUUAGAUCGAGCGCAAUCCUCGCAGGUGAAUUCACCUUUAAUGUCUCUAAACUCAAAAAGCUCUCGAACACGCGAACAAAGCUUGAGCAAAAACUCUAACUCCAGCCUGGCAGGAUCAGUACAUAGCAGUGGAAGAAAAUCAAUGGCUAUAAAUCGAUACGAAUUGACAAAUAAGACGAGGUCUUCUAAAUUCACAGACGAUGAGUCUGAUUACUACUCAAGCUCAGAUGUGCCAUACUCGGGACGCGAACGGGAAAUGGGAAUAAGCGACAUUCACGAGCGACGACCGCUCUCGCGACGAACAAGCUUUCGGCGAGCUGCUCAGCCUCCGGAUGAAAGCGCGACUGACGAUGGAUCCCACGAGGACCUUAGACGGUAUCCAGGAACUGCAAACGGGGCCGGAUCCCAACCGAAAUCCUCAUCCGGCAUGAAUCGUCGGCCCGUGAACUUCAGUCAGUCGGUUAAAGUUCGAGAAACAAAUAUUACGUCGGAUGAAGAAUCGACAGACGAAUUGCGCCACUCGAUCCAGCGUGCAUUGAGCAUGGCCACAAAACCAGAGACUAAAAACUACUUUUCAUCAAAGCGAUGACUGAAAAUACCUGCACAAAAAAAUCUUCCAAAACCAUUUAGUGCCUUAAAAUUCAAUCAAAUUGACGCAUAAAGUUCCAAAUUCUAGAAAAAAAGCACAAGAGAAAUUUAAACUUCUGAAACCUUCAAUGAAAAAAGAAAUAGCAGAAAAAAUUAGCCGAGUAGUUCCGAGCUUGUCUGACUUUCGACUUUUUGCUUAUCACUUAUAUGCCUGCCGAGUUAAAAAAAAAACUAACGAGAGAUAAAAACAAGCAACAAUU
Molecule: messenger RNA, 5084 nt
Organism: Symsagittifera roscoffensis
Lineage: Eukaryota; Metazoa; Xenacoelomorpha; Acoela; Convolutidae
Product: MAP/microtubule affinity-regulating kinase 3-like
Exons: 9
Coding region: 1517-4825 (1102 amino acids)
Biological process (GO): intracellular signal transduction; protein phosphorylation
Cellular component (GO): cytoplasm
Molecular function (GO): protein serine/threonine kinase activity; ATP binding
Source: RefSeq, a predicted model, not a curated record